Chelmon rostratus (copperband butterflyfish) is the source of this 664-nucleotide messenger RNA. RefSeq names its product sulfiredoxin 1 homolog (S. cerevisiae) (gene srxn1). Gene Ontology annotation, molecular function: sulfiredoxin activity. The transcript has 3 exons. NCBI's taxonomy places the organism in Eukaryota, Metazoa, Chordata, Actinopteri, Chaetodontiformes, Chaetodontidae. Gene Ontology annotation, biological process: cellular response to oxidative stress. Gene Ontology annotation, cellular component: cytoplasm. The record is from RefSeq and is a predicted model, not a curated record. The coding region runs from base 50 to 496 and encodes 148 amino acids.
UCAAGGAAGUAAAGAAACACUUACACACACAACUACAGUCGGUAGGUAAAUGUUUCGGUUGUGGCACAGUACUGUAACUCGGGUGAAGCCGUUGGUUUUAUGCCGUGGAAACACGUCGGUAAUGUCCACUCAGCCCGGCGCAGCAGACGGUAAAAACAGCGACAACAGGUCGAUUCACUCGGACAGCGUCGAGGAGGUUCAUAACGUCCCGAUGCAUGUCAUUAUCAGACCGAUUCCUCCGGUGCUGGAUGAGCUGAAAGUUCAGAGCCUGAUGGACACAAUAAGGGAGACACCGGACAUGAGUGUUGUUCCUCCCAUUGAUGUGCUCUGGAUCAAAGGCAGAGAGGGGGGAAAUUACUACUACUCUUUUGGAGGCUGCCACAGGUUUGCCGCCUAUCAGAGGUUGAACAUGCCGACCAUCCCGGCCAAGCUCAUCAAAUCAAGCGUCUCAGACCUCAGCACUUACUUGGGGGCGUCGACGCCUGAUCUGCGGUGACGCUGGAGCAGCUUGGAGUUUUUCCAGAGACUCAGAUACAACAGGCUUUCCAUGAAGUGGACCUUUCGAGUUCCUCCUACUGAGCACUCAGAACGAUUUAAGUAUUCGUAUUCAAGUUAUUUUAGUCUGAAAUGAUAUCAAAACGUCCCUGUAGUCAGUCUUUUUUUG